Stylonychia lemnae is the source of this 3192-nucleotide messenger RNA. NCBI's taxonomy places the organism in Eukaryota, Ciliophora, Spirotrichea, Sporadotrichida, Oxytrichidae. The record is from the annotation of a GenBank genome assembly.
AUGGUUGAUGUAAAAAUUAAUCAAGGGGACUCUACCACCCAAGAAUCUCAUUUCUCAAGUGAUAGCUAGUUCCAAUAUGCAAGAGGCUUGCUUAUUUUUUAGAACUCUAAUGAUUCUUCUAAUGGAAAUCUCUCAUUAUUAAAGACAUCGAAUUAGCUUCAACCCUUUAAAACUCUUUCACUUUGUUAAGGCUCAUUUCUUGAAUCUAACAAGAAUGGAAAUGAUAUAGAGAGACUAAAGGAAACAUUUACUCUAUGUUCAUCAUAUAAUCAAAUUAAGACUUAAGCAUAAAGCAAAGUAAGCAAGGGCUUCAUUGCAGUAGCAAAAGCACCAAUAAAACUAGCAGACUUAAUAAUCUUAUCUUUGGAGAAGAUUGGAGAUGGUGCUAGGGCCACACCUUAUUUCAUGACAGGGCAGAAUUGUAAAGGAAGUAAAAUCUUCGAUAGAGUGGAUGUGUCUACCAUUAUUGAUGGUAUAGCUUAUGGUUCUGUCAGCAUGAUUAAAGAAAUAUUAGGCGCAGUAGCAGGGAUUGUCUUAGAUCCAAUACUAGGAGCGAAAUCAAAAGGAUUUAAAGGUGGGGCUCAAGGAUUUGGAAAAGGUUUGCUUGGUUUAAUAUUCAAGCCAGUUGCAGGCACAAUAGAUCUUGUAACAUAUACUACUAGAGGCUUAGGAAAGACUCCUAAGACAAUACACCAAAGAAUUAAAAAGAUUGUGAACAAAAGAAGAAUGAAAAGUUUAUUGGUGAAAUAGAAAUUCACUCAGCCCCCAAUUAGACCUUAUAUACCUUCAGAAUAAGAUUUAUAGGAGUAGGAAAAGAAAAGAUUAAUAAGAUUGAGAGAGUAAUAAUAAGCUGGAAAAUUUAAAUAUAAUGACUAAUUUUGUAUAGGCUAAACUGACCUACAUCAAUACUAUAUUAACAUCAAUGAUAUGAAGUUGAAUAUUUCCAAGCUCUAGGAAAUUGAUGUUAAUUAGAAUCUAUUCUAAGAUUUCUAGGAUUACGAGGGUCUGUCACAAUCAAUUACCAAAAUUUUGACUAAAUUCAUAGCUAAAAAUGAGAACAAAUCAAUUGAAGCUUUAAUUGAUAAAAUUUCCAGAGUCUUAAAGCAAAGGAUCAACCAUUUUAAUAUGGAUAAACUUGAUAAAGGUAUAGUAUCAUUGCUCUAGAUAGAUGAAGACGAUGAGUUUUCCUCAGAAUCCUCAGUAGAUGAUGCUAUUAACAGAAAGAAUAUAGACUCAAUACCAUCUAUUUAGGACGAGUAGAAUUUCCAAUUCUUAGAGCUAGAUGAUGAUUUAGAAGAAAAUUUUAAUUAAAUUCAUGAACUUUCAGACAAUGGCCAUGAUCCUGAUUAAAAACCAUCUGAUCUCAAGUAGUUUUUGAUUGAAGAAAAAUACAAGAAUAAGAAUCUUGAAAUUUAUAUGGUCGAAGCAGAAUAAGUUGUUGAUGAGGAAUUUGAUGGUUUAUAAUUUGACGAUUAAUAAUCAUCAAAAAGUUUACAAAUGAGUUAACGAAAGCUUUCCAAUAAGAGUUCUAAAGAUGGAUACAAUAGCUCAUUGUAAAACUAUCAAUUCUAUGAUGCAAAGGAUGAUGAACUUCAAAGUUAUCGAGAUUAGGAUUUAUUUAUGUCGGCUCGUGGAAGCCAUUAAUUUGAAAAAAGCAGAGAUAUUUUUAGACCUUUAACUCCUUCACAUGAAUAUAAGAGUAAAUUUGAGUUGUCUUAGAAAACCUAAUAGAAAUUGAACGAUCAAAGUUAAAUGAAAGAUUAAGGUUUUUAUUUUGGACAUUUGUAAUGUGAUGAAAUUAAGGUCAAUUUUAUAAAGAUUCUUAUCACUAAAUAUCUGCAAAUGAUGAAAAUAUAUGAUAAAAAAGUGCACUAAAAGCUUCAAACAGAGGACAAUUUACUUGUGAUGUUUGAAAAGAAUCUCAAGGAUGAGAUACUUAAAGAUAAUGAAAUAAAAACUAUUCAGCUUGAAAUAAGAUUGAAAAAUUCAAAUAUAUCAGUCAAAUCUAUCAAAAAUAUCAAAAACUCAGUUAUUAGUCACACAAGUGGAAGAUAAGAUAAAAGAAUCUAAUUUGGAUAAAAUGAAUUAGAUUAGAAAUUGGUAAAGAAAUUGAAGAUUAUUGAAUAUGCAAAAAGAUUGCCAAUAAUUAUCAGAUCAGAUGAAUAUAGAAGUGCAGAUGCUCAUAAAAAUGGGGGGUUUGCCCUAACAGAUUAGAAAGUUUUAUAAAAGUAUAGGAAUGCAGGUAAAGAGCUCAUCAAAUAAAUAGGAAAAUAAUUAAUUACAGGGAAUUUCAACCUUACAAAUACUUCUUUUCCUAUAAAAUGUAUGUCGCAUAAAACGAUUCUUGAACUUAUCGCCUCUGUAACUUGCGUUGGUCCCGCUUAUCUUAAUGCAGCAGCCUUUGCUGAAGAUCCAGUAGAAAGAAUGAAAUAUGUUAUGACAGCAAGUGUGGCUUUUGUGUAUCCUACUCAUCAUUUUGAUAAACCAUUAAAUCCUGUACUUGGAGAAACUUUCUAAGCCGAAUUACCUGAUGGUAGCAAUGUAUAUAUGGAAUAAACAUGCCAUAAACCACCUAUUUCUCAUGUUUUACUUGAAGGACCUGAUUAAAAUUAUACUUGGAGUGGGUAUUCAGGGUUUUCAGCAAAAGCUUAUCUUAAUUCUAUCGUCUUGAAUGUCUAUGGAUCAAAGCAAAUUAUUUUUAAAGAUGGCACAAAGAUUGUUUAUAAUAACUAAGGAGAUGCUUUUAAUAACACUUUCUUUGGAAUUUUGAAUCACUAGAUAAAUGGUAGAAUCGAAUUUAAAGAUGAGUAAAACGGUGUUACUGCAUAUUAUGAAAUUGGAAAUAACAAGAAAAAAGCUUAAGAUUUUUUCACUGGUGAAAUAUUCCUAAACAACAAAAAGGUUAGUGAUGUCUCAGGAAACUAUAUGGGAUAUAUUGAAUUCGAUAAGCAGAGAUACUGGGACCUUAGAGACUAAGUAAUCUAUGAUGUGGUUGGCUUACCACUUGUUUAAUGCUUGAACUCUGAUAGCAGAUAUAGAAUAGAUUCAUAAGCUUUGCUAACAGGGGAUGUGGAAUAAGCCUAGAAGAACAAAGAGAUAUUGGAGCAUUUGUAAAGACAUGAUAGAGCGAAUAGAGAGGCUGCUGAGAAGAGAAGAUCUAAAGGUGGGGCAAAAUAUGUCUAUAAGAAUUGA